This is a messenger RNA of Chenopodium quinoa (quinoa), 1646 nucleotides long. Its product is annotated as AP2/ERF and B3 domain-containing transcription factor RAV1-like. Gene Ontology annotation, biological process: regulation of DNA-templated transcription. NCBI's taxonomy places the organism in Eukaryota, Viridiplantae, Streptophyta, Magnoliopsida, Caryophyllales, Amaranthaceae. Gene Ontology annotation, molecular function: DNA-binding transcription factor activity; DNA binding. The coding region runs from base 141 to 1370 and encodes 409 amino acids. The transcript has a single exon. The record is from RefSeq and is a predicted model, not a curated record.
CAACCUCAUUCAAACCCCACAUAAUAUAACCCAACUUCUCACCUCCCUUCUCUCUCUAGAACUCACCAUCUUUCCUAAUUUUCUCUCCCUAAAAGAAAUAUUUAUUCUAAAAGUUAAUUUUUGAUAUUUUGAAAAAAAAAAUGGAUGGAAGUAGUAUGGAUGAAAGUUCUGCAACGAGUGAAUCUCUCAUUAGUACCACCCCACAACCUACAAUAAUGGUUCGUAAUGUUAUCAAACCCGCUCCCUUACCCUGCAAGGCGUCCGCUAUGGCGGGCAGUCUAUGCCGGAUGGGGAGCGGUACGAGUGUGGUCAUCGAUUCUGAAAACGGAAUCGAGGCCGAGUCGAGGAAGCUCCCAUCAUCAAAAUACAAGGGAGUGGUCCCACAGCCUAAUGGCCGGUGGGGGGCUCAAAUCUAUGAGAAGCAUCAGAGGGUUUGGCUUGGUACUUUCAAUGAAGAAGAUGAAGCUGCUCGUGCAUACGACGUAGCUGCGCAACGGUUCCGUGGCCGUGACGCUGUCACAAACUUCAAGCCGCUUUCGACGGAGGAUGAGCUGGGUGCUGGUGAGCUACGGUUUUUGAACUCGAGGUCGAAGGCCGAGGUUGUCGACAUGCUCCGAAAACAUACUUACAUCGAUGAGUUGCAGCAAAGCAGGCGUAAUUUUAAGGUGGACGUUGAGAAAGUAGGAGUUGGAUCGAUUUUAUCUGGUGAUAAAGCCAAGGCAAUUGAUGGAAGUAGUGGAGGAUUUGGAAGGGAGCAAUUGUUUGAGAAAGUAGUGACUCCUAGUGAUGUAGGGAAGUUGAAUAGGUUGGUUAUACCUAAGCAGCACGCCGAGAAGCACUUCCCGCUCCAAGGGAGUUCGGGUGGGAGCGGGACGUGCUCCUCCUCGUCCAAAGGCGUACUGCUAAACUUCGAGGAUGUCAACGAGAAGGUCUGGAGGUUCCGGUACUCGUACUGGAAUAGCAGCCAGAGCUACGUCUUGACUAAGGGGUGGAGCCGAUUUGUUAAGGAGAAGUGUCUUAAGGCCGGGGAUAUUGUAAGCUUCCAGAGAUCUACUGGCCCGGACAAGCAGCUCUACAUUGACUACAAACAACGAAAUGUCAGAAACGGCCCUGAGCCUGAGUCUAUUGAGGCACUGGACAGGGACAACCGUGUUGUUGUCCAGUGCCCAGUAGUGGAGGUACGAUCAACUGGGCCAAUGCUACGAUUGUUUGGGGUGGAUAUUUGUAAAUCUCCAAUUGUCAUUAGUGAAAAUGUGGUGGCCGAAGCGGCGGCCGGAAAUAGAUGUGGCAAUAGGAAGAGGUUAAGGGAGGUGGAGUUGUUGACCAUGGAGUCAAGUAACAAGAAGCAGAUGGUGGUUGCUGCCUUGUGACAUCUAAUUAAUUAAUUUUGUUUUUUUUAAUUAUUCUAGUUGAUUAAUUGUUUAAUGUGGAGAUAGGUGUAGGAUGCAGGUGGUGCAAGUUGCAAUAUGUAAAUUAGUAUAACAACCCACAAAAAAAAAGCAAGAACAAGAAAGAAAAAACACAGCUGAAGAGAGCUGGUUAUGUUUUUAUGUAAACUUUGAAGAAAAAAAAUUACAAAAAAAAUAGUAUGAAAGGAACGAAAGUUCAAAAGCAAUGGGAAAACUGUCCAUCCUGCUUUAUGUGCA